Molecule: messenger RNA, 2114 nt
Organism: Physeter macrocephalus (sperm whale)
Lineage: Eukaryota; Metazoa; Chordata; Mammalia; Artiodactyla; Physeteridae
Gene: ZNF891
Product: zinc finger protein 891
Biological process (GO): regulation of transcription by RNA polymerase II
Cellular component (GO): nucleoplasm
Molecular function (GO): RNA polymerase II cis-regulatory region sequence-specific DNA binding; DNA-binding transcription repressor activity, RNA polymerase II-specific
Source: RefSeq, a predicted model, not a curated record
UUUCUACCCAGGGCUGAAUAGUAGUCUACAGGAGAAGCCAGUAUAAAUAACCAAGAUAACAGUAGAGGGCCAAGGAUGACUAUAUUGCAUGUCAGUACAAAUCCCAGUAAAUAUUUCAAGCAGGUGAGACCUUGCUGGAAGGUACAAGAGAGGGUCUACAAUUUUUUUUUAACCUUGCCUCCAAUGGGACCCUAUUUUCUCCUUUCUUCUUUUACCUGAACCUGCCUCUUUGGCUACAGGAAGGACACCCAGUGAAAUGCAUCCCUGACUUGAUUGGAUCAGAAAAACAAGAAAAGAAGUAUCCAGCUCUCUCAGCCCUAUUGUGCAGGCGGAUGUCACGUUCAGGCUCUCAAGAUGGCAGCCAUUGACCUAUGCCCGAUAUGGGCUCUGCCUACACAGGACUCUGCCUGUUUCUUUGUGAGAAAUACUGAGGGGAAAAGGAUAGUGCCUGGAUUCCCAGCAGCCUGGUUACAGGGACCAGUGUCCUUUAAGGAUGUGGCUGUGGAGUUCACCCAGGAGGAGUGGAUGAUGCUGGACUCUGCUCAGAGAAGUAUGUACAGAGAUGUAAUGUUGGAAAACUAUAUAAAUCUCACGUUAGUGGAAUAUCAAUUACGCAAGCCUGUGAUCUCCCUGUCGGGUCAAGAAGACAUAAGAACUGUGAAAAGGAGAAUUCCCCAAGGCACCUGUCCAGACUGGGAGAUUCAACUGAAAACCAAAGAAUCAACUUCUAACCAGAAUAUUUUUUGGGGAAAAUCAUCUAGUGACAAGAAAAUGAUAAGAUUCACAAUGGAUGAUUGGUCUCCCACAUUAAGAGCAGACUGGGAAUGCCAUAAAAUCAGAAAACAGCACAAGAUCCCAGAGGGGAUUCUGAGGCAAGUGACAUUUACUCAAAAGAAGGCAGCAUCUCAGGAGGGAUUGUAUGACUAUCAUGAAUUAGAGGAGGACUCUAAACUCAGAUCAAAACUUGUUUUUUCAAAGAGAGUUUCCAUCAGUAAACAUUGCCAUAAGUGUUACUUAGAUAUUGAGUGUUUGAAGCAUAAUUCAAUCCUAAACAAUUAUGAAAAAAACUGUGAGAGGGUCUGUGAAAGUCAUGAAUAUGACAGAGCUCUGUGGCAUCUUGAAAAAACUCAAACAGCACAAAAAGAGUACACAUGCUCCAAACAUGGCAUACACUUUAAACAUAAUAAUAUGCUUCCUAUAUGCAACAAUUGUCAUAUGGGGGAGAAUUCCUGUGAGUGUAAUAAAAACAAAACCUUUUGUCAUCAUUCAUCCCUUAAGCAACAGGAGCAAACUCCUACUGAAGAGAAUCAUGAACAUAAUCAGCGUGGAAAAGCCUUCAGAAGGAUUUCUAAUCUUAUUUUGCACAAGAGAAGUCACAUGGGUGAGAAACAAUAUGAAUGUAAAGAAUGUAGGAAAGUCUUCGAUGAUUCCUCAACCCUAAGGAGACAUAUAAGAACUCACACUGGUGAGAAACCCUAUGAAUGUAAUCAAUGUGGAAAAGCUUUCAGUCAAAAAACAUCUCUUAAGGUUCAUGUGAGAACUCACACUGGAGAGAAACCCUAUGAGUGUAAUCAUUGUGGAAGAUCCUUUGGCACAAGUUCUUACCUUAUAGUGCACAAGAGAAUACACAGUGGCGAGAAACUCUAUGAAUGCAAUGACUGUGGAAAAGCCUUCAACACAAGCUCUCACCUUAAAGUUCACAAGAAAACACACACUGGAGAGAACCUUUAUGAAUGCACUGACUGUGGGAAGGUUUUUAGUGGUCUCUCAUCUCUUAGAAUGCAUGUGAGAACUCAUACUGGGGAGAAACCCUACGAAUGUAAGGAAUGCAGGAAAACCUUCAGUGUUUCCUCUUCCCUUAGGAGACAUGUGAGAACUCACACUGGAGAGAAACCCUAUGGCUGUAUUCAAUGUGGAAAAACCUUCAGUCAGAAUUCUUCACUUACUAUACACAAGAGAAUUCAUACUGGGAGAGAAACCUUGUAACUAUUAAGAACAUGGAGUUGCCUUUUUCAUUGUCUUAAGGUGGAUUCCAAGCUCAUUAUUUCAGUCUUUGUUCUCUAAAAUAAGCAUUUAAGGCUAUAAAUAGUCCUAUAAAUACCCCUUUAGUUAUA